This is a messenger RNA of Oncorhynchus keta (chum salmon), 1184 nucleotides long. RefSeq names its product membrane-associated guanylate kinase, WW and PDZ domain-containing protein 2-like. Gene Ontology annotation, biological process: receptor clustering; signal transduction. The transcript has 7 exons. Gene Ontology annotation, cellular component: dendrite; cytoplasm. The record is from RefSeq and is a predicted model, not a curated record. NCBI's taxonomy places the organism in Eukaryota, Metazoa, Chordata, Actinopteri, Salmoniformes, Salmonidae. Gene Ontology annotation, molecular function: beta-1 adrenergic receptor binding; SMAD binding; type II activin receptor binding. Bases 531 to 1184 code for a protein of 217 amino acids.
CUAAUCAGCAACCAGAUCUGGAUGAGCCCGGCUACCCACUGGCAGAUUCCUUUUUUCCGCUGUCGUCUCCCGACGGUCGUCGUCUCUCCAUCUCUCCACCUCUCUCUCCCUUCCCCGUUUCCAUCACCGUUCCUGGGAUGUAAAUUAGCUGCAGCGUGGGCUGUAUGUUGGAGCAUUGGUAGAGAACCAGGGAUAGAGUGAUUUAGAGGCUGGCCAAGCCAGGGAGGGAGGCACUGUGCCUGGGCACGGGGCUAGAGGACGGCUGGGAGGAAAGGGCUCUCUGGAUGUAUACAUGUGGAGGACGGCGCACCUCUUUUACCAACUGGGCCAGCUGCAGAUAAGGAGGCGUGGUGGAUAAGGACCUUCGACACUACCUCAACCUGCGCUUCUCCAAGAGCUCCGUGGACCACGACCACCAGCAGAUUAUUAGAGACAACCUCUACCUCCGCACCGUGCCCUGUACCACCCGGCAGCCAAAGGAGGGAGAGGUGCCGGGGGUGGACUAUAACUUUGUGAGCACAGAGCGCUUUAUGGAACUGGAGCAAAGUGGAGCCCUGCUAGAGAGUGGAACUUAUGAAGAGAACUUAUACGGUACUCCCAAGCCCCCAGCUGAGCCCAGUCCGGCGGCCCCUCCACUGAAUGUGAGUGAGGUGCUGCUUCCCGGAGCCCGGCCCAGCAUCCAGGGCAAGAGGAAGAGGAACCAGUCGGUCAGAAACAUGCAGCAGCAAGCCAGCCUGGAGCCGCCCGAGGAAGAGGAGGAAAGCAGCCCCCCCGUGGUCAAUGGGAACGGGGUGGCCAUCACACCAGAGACAAGCGAGCAUGAGGACAAGAGCACAGAUGGGUCGGGGGAGGUUUCUGUGGUGGAGGCCCCGACACUGCCCCCUCCCGCCACUGAGCCCCCCACAGAGGGAGAGGAGCCCCCUGAGGAGGACUCCCCCAAAUCACCCCCCAAACUCCCCGAGGGGGAUGAGGAGGAACUGGGACCCCUGCCUGACAAUUGGGAGAUGGCCUACACAGAAAAAGGAGAGGUCUACUUCAUAGAUCACAACACCAAAACCACAUCAUGGCUGGAUCCUCGGCUGGCAAAGAAGGCCAAACCACCUGAGGAGUGUAAAGAGGAUGUUCCGAUCACCAGCGUCUCCUCAGGCUCUACCUGUGAGUUCCUGUCUAAGACAUCCAAAUAG